AUGGACUCGGAUUGGCUGAAAAUAAUUCUGUUGGUGGUGAUGACAGUGCUAUCGGUGUUAUUUGGCGUGCUGCCAAUAAAGCUGAGCUCCAAGCUGAAGGAACUUUCGCACCGAGGAGCAAUGCGGAGUCGAAGUCAACUGAUCAUCUCAGUAAUCACCUGUUUCGCGGGCGGUGUUUUUCUGGGUGUCUGUCUACUGGACGUGCUGCCGGAUGCACUCGAUUCGUGGGAGAAUGUGCAAAAAUCGUUGGACUACAACACCGAUUAUCCCUUCGUUCCGCUGUUGUGCGGACUCGGGAUUAUGGUGGUAUGGGUUUUUGAGGAAUGUACAAUCGUUUGUCACAAUGUGGCCAAUCGUCGAAUCGAUGCGAAAAGUAUGGCAAGUUCCCGGGACGAGGACGUUGAGGGUGAUAUAUUGAGGCAACGAAAGGCUACGAUCAUUUCGAGGAUGUCUUCUACGGCUCGGCUCGACAUGGGCGAGACGCCACUGAUCCGAUCCAUCACCUUCGUUUCGGCAUUUGUGUUUCACUGUUCGCUGGAAGGGUUCGCGUUUGGGAUACAGGAAGACACCGUGUCCAUCACUUCACUAUUUGCCGGCAUCAUGCUGCACAAGUGCGUGGUGUUCUUCUCGAUCGGGGUACGGCUGGUGAAGGCACAUGGACAACGGACGUUCGUCGUCGUCGGCCUGAUCGUAUUUGUGGCAAUUACGGCACCGUUGGGAGGAGCUAUCGGGAUUAUUGUUAAGGACUCAAAAAUCAACACGACCGCGAAGGAUGUGUCAAUGUUGGUGCUGAGCUGUCUGUCGCUCGGCACAUUUCUCUACAUUACAUUUUUUGAAUUGCUGGGCCCGGAAAAGGAGAAUCGACACGCGAAUUUCGUGCAGUGGCUCGGGGCGCUGGCCGGGUUCGCCAUUAUCGGAGUCGUCAUGGUGUUUGCUGGA
Messenger RNA from Mesorhabditis spiculigera, 939 nucleotides. Lineage: Eukaryota; Metazoa; Nematoda; Chromadorea; Rhabditida; Rhabditidae. The record is from the annotation of a GenBank genome assembly.